This is a messenger RNA of Mercenaria mercenaria, 8505 nucleotides long. RefSeq names its product mucin-5AC-like. Bases 1 to 8505 code for a protein of 2834 amino acids. Gene Ontology annotation, cellular component: plasma membrane. NCBI's taxonomy places the organism in Eukaryota, Metazoa, Mollusca, Bivalvia, Venerida, Veneridae. The transcript is spliced from 12 exons. Gene Ontology annotation, molecular function: protein binding. The record is from RefSeq and is a predicted model, not a curated record.
AUGAAGAAACAUUGGCAAUAUAUUCUCAGGAAAGGUAACACACCAUCACCAAAGAAGAAUCCUAGUCAGUAUGAAAGUAACCAGCCAGGACAUGACUAUAUUCCUUUGUCAAAGACCGGAGUGACACCAAAGACUAAGCUAACUGUUAAAACAUGCAGAGCUGACCAGUUCAAAUGCAACGACAAUAAGUGUAUUCCAGGCGGGUGGAGAUGUGACGGGGAAAACGACUGUCAUGACCAUUCUGACGAAUUGAAGUGCACCGUUAGGAAUUGUGGUGCAAACAGGUUCAAAUGCAAAAGUAACGAGUGUAUACCAGACCUUUGGGUAUGCGACGGAGUUAGAGAUUGUCGCGACAAUUCCGACGAAUUUAACUGCACCACGAGAGCUUGUGCCAUCGGAUAUUUCUCAUGUGGCUAUGGUAAAUGCAUCACCAAUCGCUGGAUUUGUGAUGGUGAAAACGAUUGUCCAGAUAAAUCUGAUGAAAGGAACUGUAACACGACUGCUUUGCCAGGAACAUACCAAACAUCGACAUCUGCACCAUAUGAAAUACCUGCAGCAAAUUCAUACGUAAAUACAAAACAAACAACGACGUCUUUGUCCUAUGAAUUGCCUGCAAGGGAAACAUACUUAAAAGUGAAACAUAAACCAACGCAUGCUCCGAAUGAAGAUGCUGUAAAAGAUUCAUACGUAAAUGAAAAACAAGCAAAGACGAAAAAGCAAUUUGAAACACUUGUAACAGACACAUACGCAAACGUACAACAUAAAUCCACGUAUGCACCAUAUGAAGAUGCCGUAAAAAAUUCACACGUAAAUGCAAAAGAAACACCUACAGCUAUACCAUACAAAGAACCUGCGAAAGAUCUAUCAUACGAAAAUGGAAAACAAACAAAGACGAGAUCGCAGUAUGAAGUGCAAUCGGAAUAUUCAUACGGAAAUGUGAAACAAGGUACGAAGUCUGUGCCAUAUGAACUAGAUUUGUACGUAAAUGGAAAACAAACAUUCACGUCUAAACCAUAUAAAGCACCUGCAAAUGAUGUAUACGUAAAUCAAAAACAAACAAAAACGAGAGCGCAGUAUGAAUUGUCUGAAACAGAUACAUACGUAAAUGUAAAACAUAAACCCACGUAUGCGCCGUAUGAAGAUGCUGUAAAAGAUUCAUACGUAAAUCAUAAGCAAACCCCAACAUCUGCACCAUAUAAAGCGAUAGGUUCAUAUGUAAAUAAAAAACAAACACUGACGACGGCGCCAUUUGUACCCCCAAAGUCUGCACACUAUGAAAAACCUGUGGCAGACUCAAAUGUACAUUCAAAGCAAACAUACGAAUCAGCUCCAAUUAAAGUACCUGCGACAAAUUUCUACGUAAGUAGUAAACCAGAAAAGACGAAAGCGCAAUAUGAAGUGCAUUCAAAAGAUUCAUACGGAAAUGCAAAGCAAGGUACAACGUCUGUGCCAUAUGAACAACCAAAGUCUGCGCAAUAUGAAAAGCCUUUAGCAGAUUCAUAUGUAAAUCCAAAGCAUAAGACCUCAUCAGAGCCAUAUGAAGUACAUGCGACUGAUCCGUACGUAAAUGGAAAACAAACGCCCACAUCUAAACCGUAUAAAGUACCUGCAAAUGAGAUACACAUCAAUGGAAAACAAACGAAGACGAGAGCGCAAUAUGAAGUGCCUUCAAAAGAUUUAUACAGAAAUGCAAAGCAAAGUAUAACGUCUGUGCGAUAUGAACAACCAAAGUCUGCGCAGUAUGAAAAGCUUGUAGCAGAUUCAUAUGUAAAUCCAAAGCAUAAGACCUCGUCAGAGCCAUAUGAAGUACAUGCGACUGAUCCGUACGUAAAUGGAAAACAAACACCCACAUCUAAACCGUAUAAAGUACCUGCAAAUGAUAUAUACAUCAGUGGAAAACAAACAAAGACGAGAGCGCAAUAUGAAGUGCCUUCAAAAGAUUUAUAUAGAAAUGCAAAGCAAAGUAUAACGUCUGUGCCAUAUCAGUCACCAACGUCUGCAUAUUAUGAAAAGCCUGCAGCAAAUUCGUAUGUAAAUGCAAAGCAAAAGACCACGUCAGAGCCAUAUGAAGUACAUGCAACUGGUCCGUACGUAAAUGGAAAACACACUCCCAUAUCUAAAGCGUAUAAAGUACCUGCAACUGAUAUAAACAUCAAUGGAAAACCAACAAAGACGAUUGCGCAAUAUGACGUACCUGCAACAGUAGAUACAUACGCAAAUGUAAAACAUAAGCACACGUAUGCGCUGUAUGAAGAUGGUAUAAAAGAUUCAUAUGUAAAUGGAAAGCAAACAUCAACGUCUGUGCCAUAUGAAGCUCCUGUGAAAGAUUCAUAUGUAAAUAAAAAACAAACAGCGACGACUGCACCAUAUGAACCCCCAAAGUCUGCACACUAUGAAAAACCUGUGGAAGCUUCAUAUAUGAGUUCAAAGCAAACAUCCACAUCAGCUCCAAUUAAAGUACCUGCGAAAAAUUUGUACGUAAACAGAAAACAAGAAAGGACGAGAGCGCCAUAUGAAAUGCUUUCGAAAGAUUCAUACGGAAAUGCAAAGCAAGGUACAACGUCUGUGCCAUAUGAAUCACCAAAGUCUGCGCAUUAUGAAAAGCCUGUAGCAGAUUCAUAUGUAAAUGCAAAGCAAAAGACCACGUCAGAGCCAUACGAAGAAAAUGCGAUUGGUCCAUACAUAAAUGGAAAACAAACCCUCAUAUCUAAACCGUAUAAAGUACCUAGGAAUGAUAUAUACAUCAAUGGAAAACAAACAAAGACGGGAGUGCAAUAUAAAGUACCUGCAAUAGAUACAUUCGCAAGUGUAAAACAUAAACCCAUGUAUGCGCUAUAUGAAGAUGGUGCAAAAGAUUCAUACGAAAAAGGAAAGCAAACACCUACCACUGCACCAUAUGAAGCUCCUGUGAAAGAUUCGUAUGUAAGUGGAAAGGUAACACCAACAUCUACUUCGUAUGAAGCUCCUGCGAAAGGUUCGUACGUAAGUGGAAAUGAAACACUAACAUCUGCACCGUAUGAAGCCCCUGUGAAAGAUCCGUACGUAAGAAGUGGAAAGCAAACACCAACAUCUGCACCGUAUGAAGCCCCUGUGAAAGAUCCGUACGUAAGAAGCAGAAAGCAAACACCAACAUCUGCACCGUAUGAAGCCCCUGUGAAAGAUCCGUACGUAAGUAGUGGAAAGCAAACACCAAUAUCUGCAACGUAUGAAACCAAUGAGAAAGAUUCGUACGAAAGUGGAAAGCAAACACAAAUAUCUGCACCGUAUGAAGCCCCUGUGAAAGAUUCGUACGUACGUAGAAAGCAAACACCAACAUCUGCACCGUAUGAAGCUUCCGCGAAAAAUUCGUACGUAAGUGGAAAGCAAACACCAACAUCUGCACCAUAUCAAGCUCCUGUGAAAGGUUCAUACGUAAGUGGAAAGGAAACACCAACAUCUGCACCGUAUGAAGAUCCUACGAAAGGAUCAUACGUAAGUGGAAAGCAAACACCAACAUCUGCACCGUAUGAAGAUCCUACGAAAGGAUCAUACGUAAGUGGAAAGCAAACACCAAAAUCUGCACCGUAUGAAGCUCCUGUGAAAGAAUCGCACGUAAGUGGAGCGCAAACACCAACUACUGCACCGUAUGAAACCCCAAUGAAAGAUUCGUACGUAAGUGGAAAGCAAACACCAACAUAUGUACCGUAUGAAACUCCUCCGAAAGAUUCGUACGUAAGUGGAAAGCAAACAACAACAUCUGCUCCUAAUGAAGCUCCUUUAAAAGGGUCGUACGUAAGUGGAAAGCAAACAACAACAUCUGCACCGUAUGCAGCUGCUGCGAAAAGUUCGUACGUAAGUGGAAAGCAAACACCAAGAGCUGCACGGUAUGAAGCUACUGCUAAAGAAUCGUACGUAAGUGGAAAGCAAACACCAACAUCUGCACCGGAUGAAGCUUCUGCGAAAACAUCGUACGUAAAUGGAAAACAAACACAUGACAUGGUCUUUUUCAUUGUACCGAAUGAAGCUCCUGUUAAAGAAACGUAUGUAAGUGGAAAGCAAACACCAACAUUUGCACCGAAUGAAGCUCCUGUGAAAGAAUCGUACGUAAGUGGAAAGCAAACAUCAACGUCUGCACUGUAUGAAGCUCCUUUGAAUAAUUCGUACGUAACUGGAAAGGAAACACCAACAUCUACUCCAUAUGUAGCCCCUGCUGAAUAUCCGUACCUAAGAAUGAAGCAAACACCAACAUCUGCACCGUAUGUAGCCCAUUCUGAAAAUCCGUACGUUAGUGGAAAGCAAACACCAACAUCUGCACCGUAUGAAGCUCCAGUGGAAGAUCCGUACGUAAGUAGAAAGCAAACAUCAACAUCUACACCGUAUGUAUCCCCUGCUGGAAAUCCGUACGUAAGUGGUAAGCAAACACCAACAUCUGCAUCAUAUGAAGCUCCUGUGGAAGAUCCGUCCGUAAGCGGAAAGGAAACACCAACAUCUGCACCGUAUCAAGCUCCUGUUGAUUCGUACGUAAGUGGAAAGCAAACACCAAAUUCUGCACCGAAUGAACUUCCUUUGAAAGGUCGUUACGUAAGUGGAAAGCAAACACCAACAUCUGCACCGUAUGAUGCUCCUGUGAAAGGUUCGUACGUAAGUGGAAAGCAAACAUCAACAGCUGCACCGUACGAAGCUCCUGCGAAAGCAUCGUACGUAAGUGGAAAGCAAACACCAACAUCUGCACCGUAUGAACCUGUGAAGAAUCCUCCUGGAAAGGUUCUACGUAAGUGGAAAGGAAACACCAACUAUGCACCAUAUCAAGCUACUGCGAAGGAUUCAUAUGUAAGUGGAAAGCAAACACCAACAUCUGCACUGUAUGAAGAUCCUACGAAAGGAUCAUACGUAAGUGGAAAGAAAACACCAGCAUCUGCACCGUAUGAAGCUCCUGCAAAAGAUUCGUAUGUAAGUCGAAAGCAAACGCCAAAAUCUGCACCGUAUGAAGCUCCUGUGAAAGAUCCCCCUGCCGAAGGUCCGUACGUAAGUGGGAAGCAAACACCAACAACUGCACCAUAUGAAGCUCCUGUUGAAGAUCCGUACAUGAGUGGUAAGCAAACACCAAAAUCUGCACCUUAUGAAGCUCCUAAGGGAGAUCCGUUCGUAAGUGGAAAGCAAACACCAACAUAUGCACCGUAUGAAUCUCCUGUGGAAGGUUCGUACGUAAGUGCAAAGCAAACACCAACAUCUUCACCGUAUGAGGCUCACGUGAAAGCCCUGCUGGAAAUUCCGUACGUAAGUGGAAGCAAACACCAACAUCUGCAUCAUAUGAAGCUCUGUGAAGUCCUCGUAAGUGGAAAGGAAACACCAACUUCUGCACCGUAUGAAGCUCCUGUUGAUUCGUACUUAAGUGGAAAGGAAACUCAAACUGGACCACCGUAUGAAGCUCCUGUGAAAAAUUCGUACGAAAGUGGAAAGCAAACACCAACAUCAGCACCGUAUGUACCGCCUGUGAAAGAAUCGUACGUAAGUGGAAAACAAACACCAACAUAUGCACCGCAUGAAGCUCUGGAGAAUCCUGCACCGUACGAAGCUCCUGCGAAAGCAUCGUACGUAAGUGGAAAGCAAACACCAACAUAUGCACCGUAUGAAGCUCCUGUGAAGGAAUCGAACGUAAGUGGAAAGCAAACAGCAACAUAUGCACCAUAUGAAGCUCCUGUGGAAGAAUCGUACGUAAGUGGAAAGCAAACACAUAUAUCUGCACCAUACGUAACAACUGCGGAAUAUGCGUACGUAAGUGGUAAGCAAACACCAACAUCUGCACCGUAUGAAGCUCCUGUGAAAGAUUCGUACGUAAGUGGAAAGCAAACACCAACAUCUGCACCGUAUGAAGCUCGUGUGGAAGGUUCGUACGUAAGUGGAAAGCAAACACCAACAUCUUUACCGUAUGACGCUCGUUUUAAAGUUUCGUAUGUAAGUGGAAAGCAAACACAAGAAUCUGCACCGUAUGAAGCUGCUGUGAAUUCUUACGUAAGUCGAAAGCAAACACCAACUUCUGCACCGAAUGAAGUUCCUUUGAAAGAUCGUUACGAAAGUGGAAAACAAACACCAACAUCUGUACCGUAUGAAGCUCCUGCGAAAGGUUCGUACGAAAGUGGAAAGCAAACACCAACAUCAGCACCGUAUGAAGCUCUUGCGAAAGAAUCGUACGUAAGUGGAAAACAAACACCAACAUAUGCACCGCAUGAAGCUGCUGCGGAAGAAUCGUACGUAAGUGGAAAGCAAACACCAUCGUCUGCACCAUAUGAAGCUCCUGUGGAUGAUUCGAAAGUAAGCGGAAAACAAACACCAACAUCUGCACCGUAUCAAGCCCCUGUGAAAAAUUCCUACGUAAGUGGAACGCAAACACCAACAUCUUCACAGUAUGAAGCUCCUGUGAAAGGUUCGUACGUAAGGGGAAAGCAAACACCAACAUCUGCACCGUAUGAAGCUCCUGUUGAUUCGUACGUAAGUGGAAAGCUAACACCAGCUGGUACAACGAAUGAAGCUCCUUUGAAAGGUUCGUACAUAAGUGGAAAGCAAACACCAAUUUCUGCACCGUAUGAAGCUCCUGAGAAAGGUUCGUACGUAAGUGGAAAGCGAACACCAACGUAUGCACCGUAUGAAGCUACUGUGGAAGAUUCGUACGUAAGUGGAAAACAAACACCAACAUCUGCACCGUAUCAAGCUCCUGUGAAAAAUUCGUACGUAAGUGGAAAGCAAACAGCAACAUCUUCACAGCAUGAAGCUCCUGUGAAAGGUUUGUUCGUAAGUGGAAAGCAAACACCAUCAUCUGCACAGUAUGAAGCUGCUGUGAAUUCUUACGUAAGUCGAAAGCAAACAACAACGUCUGCACCGAAUGAAGUUCCUUUGAAAAGUCGUUACGUAAGUGGAAAACAAACACCAACAUCUGCACCGUAUGAAGCUCCUGAGAAAGGUCCGUAUGAAACUGGAAAGCAAACAUCAACAUCAGCACCGUAUGAAGCUCCUGAGAAAGGUCCGUACGAAAGUGGAAAGCAAACAUCAACAGCGGCACCGUAUGAAGCUCCUGCGAAAGAAUCGUACAUAAGUGGAAAGCAAACACCAACAUCAGCACCGUAUGAAGCUCCUGCGAAAGGUCCGUAUGAAAGUGGAAAGCAAACAUCAACAGCGGCACCGUAUGAAGCUCCUGCGAAAGAAUCGUACAUAAGUGGAAAGCAAACAUCAACAUCAGCACCGUAUGAAGGUCUUGCGAAAGAAUCGUACGUAAGUGGAAAGCAAACACCAAGAUAUACACCGCAUGAAGCUCCUGCGAAAGAAUCGUACGUAAGUGGAAAGCAAACACCAACAUAUACACCGUAUGAAGCUCCUGCGAAAGAAUCGUACGUAAGUGGAAAGCAAACACCAACAUAUACACCGCAUGAAGCUCCUGCGGAAGAAUCGUACGUAAGUGGAAAGCAAACACCAACAUAUACACCGUAUGAAGUUCCUGCGAAAGAAUCGUACGUAAAUGGAAAGCAAACACCAACAUAUACACCGCAUGAAGCUCCUGCGAAAGAAUCGUACGUAAGUGGAAAGCAAACACCAACAUAUACACCGUAUGAAGCUCCUGCGAAAGAAUCGUACGUAAGUGGAAAGCAAACACCAACAUCAGCACCGUAUGAAGCUCCUGAGAAAGGUCCGUACGAAAGUGGAAAGCAAACAUCAACAGCUGGCACCGCUAUAAGCUCCUGCGAAAGAAUUCCUGUUGUGGAUUCGUACGUAAGUGGAAAGCAAACACCUACUUCUACACCGAAUGAAGCCCAUUCGAAAGGUUCGUAUGAAAGUGGAAAGCAAACACCAACUUCAGCACCGUAUGAAGCUCCUGAGAAAGGUCCGUACGAAAGUGGAAAGCAAACAUCAACAGCGGCACCGCAUGAAGCUCCUGCGAAAGAAUCGUACAUAAGUGGAAAACAAACACCAACAUCUGCACCGUAUGAAGCUCCUGAGAAAGGGACGUACGAAAGUGGAAAACAAACAUCAUUAGCGGCGCCGUAUGAAGCUCCUGCGAAAGGAUCGUACAUAAUGGAAGCAAACACAACAUCACACCAAACAUCAACAUCAGCACCGUAUGAAGCUCCUUUGAAAGAAUCGUACAUAAGUGGAAAGCACACACCAACAUCAGCACCGUAUGAAGCUCCUGCGAAAGGUCCUAACGAAAGUGGAAAGCAGACAUCAACAGCGGCACCGUAUGAAGCUCCGGCGAAAGAAUCGUACAUAAGUGGAAAUCAAACAUCAACAUCAGCACCGUAUGAAGCUCCUGCGAAAGAAUUGUACGUAAAUGGAAAGCAAACACAAACAUAUACACCGCAUGAAGCUCCUGAGAAAGGUCCGUACGAAAGUGGAAAGCAAACAUCAACAGUGGCACCGUAUGAAGCUCCUUUGAAAGAAUCGUACAUAAGUGGAAAGCACACACCAACAUCUGCACCGUAUGAAGCUCCUGAAAGAUCCUUCGAAAGGAAAGCAACAUCAACAGCGCACCGAUGA